GUGGUUGGUUCAGUUUUAGAACGCCCGGUCCGUCCGCGUACGCGCAGUGUUUUGUGAUAUUCGAAAUAGUUUUUUAAAGACUCGACAACGCUUUUGAACUAUUUAUCGUGUGUGAAUUAGAAUUUUAAUAAUCUACUUGCCGUGUUACGUGUUAUGUGAUUUGUUUUCGCCGGCAUUGUGAUACCAAUUAGUUUCGAGUCAAGUUCAUUGUCAUCCUAUCUGAUUGGAAUACUGGAUUGCCAGUAGGCGCACGCAGCAUGCGCGGUGUCACGUGAUCACCAAUGGCGACGGACGCGCGCGCGCGCUCCCCGCAAGAUGGCGUCCGAAGGAGACGCGACUUCAACAGGUCGCCGUAUGUGACGCUGGGCGCGGUGCGCUACACGGUUCGCCGCGCUCCCCCGCCGCGUGCCUGCCCCUGCCGCUGCUGCUCCGAGGAGGCGGUGGCGGCGUGCCUCGGCCGCUCCAAGCCGGACCGCCGCACGCUGGAGCGUUUCCAGCGGCGCCUGGGCCGCGCCACGCGCGACGAGCGGCCCUCGCGCCAACAGCGCUUAAAGGACUUCACAGAGCGGCUUCUUCCCCGAGCCCACGCUGCGCCUACUCCACCUCCGCCGCCGCCGCCGCCGCCGCCUCCACACACUGCACCCAUCUUGCCGCCUGUCCCUCCGCCACGAUCACGCCACCGACAUAGUCCACCUCGUGGCGUCUCCGUUGAUCGCUGUGAUGACUUUGACGCUGAUAAAAUAACCUUGAUACGAGUCGAACCUCGUUCAAUUAUUGGAUCGUAUGCACAAAAAACUAUUCCUUACCGCAGUGCUUCUUUCUCCCAAGGUGAUUUUGUGCAGGACAAAUAUUAUCGUGGUAAACAACCGUCUAUUUUUGAUUUUGGUAAACGCGUGCCCAAUACGUCUGAUAGUGCUUUGCGUCGUGAUUGUUCCGCGAGUGUUACCGAGGAAAAUGCGACUGAAGGUGGGUCCGUCGCAUCGGUGGAUUCUGCGGUAGGUUCGGAUGAAGGACUCCUUGCGCAUGCGCUACCGGUUGCGCGAUCUCCGCCUCCAGAUGCUUUACAUAAACAAUUAGGUGCUCGUUCAUUGACACAUCCGUUACCGCGCCGCGUGCCUCCAGUACGCGAAGAGGAUUCGACCGAUGCUGGUGGAAGUUUACCUGCGUUGAUGCCCCCGCGUGUUUUGCAUGAAUUACGUGAGGAAAGUGACGGUUCGCAGGCAGAUAGUGCGCAGGCGCAUAGUGAAGGAACCUCACCAUUAGAACCGUCUCAACCAUUUGCAUUCCCGCCCCUUCCCGCUCCUCCUUCAAAUUCGUGUGCUAAUGUAGACUGUGAAUGUGCUAAUAUUCAGACUCGUAAGGAAUCAACGGGUGAAUUGGACAGUUCUAUUCCUAUUCCUAUCCCUGUGUAUGAGUGCAUAGUGAAACAGUGGUCUAAGGAUACUCAGCCAGAUGAAGCAUUUCGUUCUGAUGCGGCAUCAGAUGGGUCUUUAGAUCGAGAUAAAGAAGAUGAAACUAUAACAAGUGAGCAAGUGGAGCAUUUAUUAGCUGCCGUGCAAAAUCCGUGUACGCCAGCACCAAUUGGUGCUCGAGAAAGACGGAGACCUCUAGACAAAACCAAAAGAAGAAAAGGAAUUUACAUUACGACAGCUAGCGACGACGGUGGUGAUGACCCUCCUCCACCUGUUAACGGAUGUAAUCGAGAAAGCAGUGAUGCUUCCUUACAAGACAUGAGAUUAUCGGCUGAAACUAGAACCUCAUCUUUAUUGGGUGACAAAUCAGACGAUUCAUUUACCAACGGCCCUCCGAGCCCAAGUGAUUCCACGAUGCCGAUGUGGCCUAAAACAGACGAAACGCUAAGAGCAAGACGAGCAAGAUUUUCUCAGCAAAGUUCUGACGAGAAAGAAGAUGAAGUUUAUAGAAGCGUAGCUCGUCGAAAAUAUGGUGUUACCUCUAGGGGUGACUCUCCCUCUGAAGCAGAAAGUGAUACGUGCUCUCGUGACCGUACAGCUUCACCAUCCCCAUACAGCCCAUCUGAUACAUCUGACGUGGAAGCAAAGAGACAGCAAUUUACACGCCCGUUUGGAAGAAAUUUAACUCCAACAUGUAGAUCAGUGGAGGUUGGCCGAAGAAGCUUCUCGGAUGCUACCGUUCCCAGUCGAAAAAUAAGUGCUGGUGCCGCACCUACAUCAGAUUCCCGGCCACGUGGUCACACCCAUGUGAGAGCAACUUCUUCCCCUUCAAAAUUAGUGGGAGUCAAACCAGGGACAGACUUGUUAGCGGAGCUCUUGCGUGGCAGUUCCGAAGCACUAUCUAAUGCAUCAGCCUUUGACAACGUGAUAUUGACUCUACACCAGCAUAACGACACACGAACGCACGUGGUUGUGGAAUUGUAUGAAACGGAGAAAUCAUAUGUUGAGGCAGUGGAAAUAUUAGUCAAGAAGUACCUUCAUCCACUGAAGAGCCCAGAGAAUGCAGGUCUUCUUGACGCGUUUGUGGUGGACGAGAUCUUCUAUCAAGUUCCAGCAAUACUGAAUGUCCAUCAAGAGUUCUUGGAAAAGCUCCGGAGGAGGCUGGAACAAUGGGAUCUGCAGCAGAAAGUUGGAGAUGUGUUUUUAGAUGUAUUUACCAAACCCACCGUAAUGGACACUUAUAUGUCCUUCAUAAGCAAUUUGAAGAAGGCUAAAGAGACGAUAAAGACAGCGGCAUCGUCUCGUCCCGCUUUCGCAAAGUUUCUUGACGCUAUGGCCAGAGACCACAAGGGCAAGUUAUCUCUAGACAACUUACUCAUCAAACCCGUACAAAAGUUCCCAAGCUACAAACUCUUAAUACAACGGCUAAUCAAACAUACAGAUCAGUCACACCCUGACCACAAAUUGCUUCUCGAUGCUCAAAAGGAGAUCCAUAAUCUCCUAGAGCUUAUAAACUGUACGGAGCGAGAAAGUCUAGAACUUGAGAUGCAACAACAAAGUCUACGCGAACUGGAGUCUAUGAUCGAAGGAUUAUCAAAUCUUGUGACGUCAGAUAGGAUAUUUAUCCGACAUGAGACUGUGACUAUCCCAUCUGCUCAGGGAACCAUAAAGGAUAGAGCACUGUUUCUAUUCAACGAUACAUUGUUGAUUACCAGCGUUAAGAGACGCACUGGAACUAUUAAGAAACCUAUUCCAACUUACCAAAGCAGCAUAGCGAGUCAAAUGGAGGGGAACAAGUACAAGCUGCUGAUGCGAAUUAACUUGGCUGAUCUCGAAAUCGUUAAAUCCAAAGACGAGAACCUCCGUCGGAUAAUGCACGAAGUCGAGACCCUCACAGAAGACGCGAAGACACUCGCACAGAUAUCAGAGCAUGUCGCAGCAUUGCAUUACCCACACGCACCGCUGGAAGACCUCGUACGAGAACUACUGUGCAGUGUUACGCGACAGCUGUCAGAGAGACAAAAUAGUGACACACAACUCUGUUUUAUGGAGAUUAGCGUUAACACAUCAAGUGGGUCUGAGAAUCUAACCAUCAUAUUCUCAAAGACGGAGAAAAGAAGCAAUUGGGAGGAGCUUAUCAUUGAGACCAAACAGAAACUUAGUGUGUAUGGUCACGAACGACCAGCUCCUGAGUUUCUGUCGCCUGUGCCCAUACGGAAGACUCGCGCAGGACUUCAAUUCACUUGCGCAGCACCGACUCUGCCUCCCAAGGGACAGUCACCCGAUGUUUGGGUGUGCAACAGCGACGGCUACGUCGGACAAGUGUGCGUACUCACUUUGAGUCCGAACCCGCAAGUGACGAGCUGCAAUGGGGUGUGUAACGCGCGUAUACUGUGCGUCGCCUGCGUCCCGCCCGCACCACAUACUACCAUUGAUUUACCGCCGACAUCUCAUAUACCUGGGGCAAAUAAGCCAGGUAUAAGCAUUUCUGAUCCAGACGACAGCUGCAAGAAUAUAAGGCUUGACAGGUUAAAAAUUUCUUCAUCAAGCGACGAAGAAGAUGAUGGGUCAUCAAGUGAGAACCAAGAUGCGCAAUCAGAGCGUAGUCACGAAUCUGGCAGUCUUCGUUAUGCCACCCGCACACUCACCCCGAACCACAGUAAAAGUUUAAGCACGCCGCACACAGGGCAGAAUAUACAAGUACACCCCGUCAUGAAGAGUAAUUCCAAUCCAGCGGUCGAUAAACAGGCUAUGGGGAUUACUUCUGGCACCCUCUCAUCACCAGCCAGCCGUCAGUCUUCAGAGGACAGCAGCACAACUGCGAAUCAGCCCACAAUGUGGUUGGGAACUGAAGAUGGCUGCAUACACGUAUACAACUGUCUGGAUAAUAUACGAAUCAAGAAGAAUAAAGUCAAAUUGCAGCAUAAUUCUGGUGUUCAUUCCAUUGUGUAUGUGGAGGGCAAAGUGUUCGUGGCGUUGGGCAAUGGUGAUCUCGUUGCAUAUUGUAGAGAUAUCGAAGGUUCCUGGGCAGAGCGAUCGACGAUUCAAGUCGGUACAGGCAGCACACCCGUCAGUUCCAUGCUUCUAUCAGAAGGACGGUUAUGGUGCGCCACUCACUCCUCCAUCAAGAUCAUUAACCCGCACACUCUUCAGAUUGACGAAACAUUCCAAAUAAGUUCAGAGACGAAGCCGAUAAGUCACAUGGCGGUGUCGCACGGCGCAAUAUGGCUGUCGUUACACAACGCGGCGCAACUCAGGGGCUACAACGCCACUACGAGGGAACUCAUCUGCGAGAUCAAUAUAACGCCGCAUGUCACUAAAAUGCUGCAUGGUUGCGAUGACAUAAUCCGUCAGCAUAAGGCAGCUUGUCUUCGAGUGACUGCAUUAUUGGCGCAUCGUGACACUCUUUGGAUUGGAACCAGCGCUGGAGUACUUCUUACAGCACCGCUGCAUAACGUGCCGUCGGCCAGAAGUGGUCUUACCCAGCCGCAUAUCACUGGUAUUCCAUACGGUCACACGGGCCACGUAAGAUUUUUGACAAUCGUAGAAAACCCCGUUCCCCAAAAGCCGACGAAACCAACUCAAUUGAAAGCAAAAGGUCUAAGCCGCCGCUCCGCGAACGCAGAGAAGCUUCAGAAACAAGCCGAGAACAACAAGAACAAUAUGGAAACGCUGAUUAUUUCCGGGGGUGAUGGCUACGAGGACUUCAGGAGUUCCACCAUGACGGAAGACGCUGGAAGGGAGGAUUCCACCAACCACCUGCUUCUGUGGAGAGUCUGAACCAUCAUUCGGACUACAGGGUCUAAUUCCGGUCUCGGCCUUUUCGAGUUGAAUUUACAUUGCGAUGUCCAAGAGCCUAAAUUCUUGAAUCGAAUGUUGCUUUUUAAUAACUCGCGAGAGUUAUUUAUUGAGAUUAUUAACGUUAUUUAGGACAUUAAAUGUCGAUUAUGUGUCUAUCAAAUUAUCCUAACAAUGUGCAGUAUUAAACAAAUUUUAGAUUGGUUAAUGCCAAAUGAAUAUUUACUGUUUUAGAAUCAUUUACAUGUCCAUAUCAAAAGUGUUUUAUGUGGUUAUUGUUUCAUAGCUGUUAUCCAAAACCUCGUGAAAGUUAAAAUCAAUGUUAUUCAUAUCGCUUCAAAUUGUAGGUAUUAAAUGUAGACGAGGGCAAGUGCAGCAAGCUUACCGCGUAACUUGAAUCGCGAUUCCCAUUUCAAUGUUGAGUUUGAGUAUUGGAAUUACGGCUAACUGAUAUUUAAAGUAGUUAGUUUCGUUGUUAAACGGUGUCCUGUUUAUUUAUUAUGUAACAAUACAAUGCAAUUGCUAAAUGUGUCACUAUAAUCACUGUAAGAAUUACGUGGUAAGUUUGCAGAAUGUCAUUUGAACUAGUUCUAAGCGAUUUUGAUGUAUUUGUAACAGAUCUCUCGAUAGUGUAAUUCUAUGUACCUUAUUUUAAUGUUAAACUGAGUUUUAAUUGCUCAAACGAAAUUCAACUCAAAUGUUACCUACCACGAAAUUAUUUUGUGAACUAAAGGAAUUGUAAAGUUUGGAAAAUUGUAGGUAUAUUUAUGACGAUAAUAAAGAAAGUUGCACUAAA
Pieris rapae (cabbage white) is the source of this 6006-nucleotide messenger RNA. Its product is annotated as rho guanine nucleotide exchange factor 17. NCBI's taxonomy places the organism in Eukaryota, Metazoa, Arthropoda, Insecta, Lepidoptera, Pieridae. The transcript is spliced from 20 exons. Gene Ontology annotation, molecular function: protein binding; guanyl-nucleotide exchange factor activity. The record is from RefSeq and is a predicted model, not a curated record. Gene Ontology annotation, biological process: actin cytoskeleton organization. Bases 282 to 5192 code for a protein of 1636 amino acids.